Molecule: messenger RNA, 1289 nt
Organism: Cyprinus carpio (common carp)
Lineage: Eukaryota; Metazoa; Chordata; Actinopteri; Cypriniformes; Cyprinidae
Product: cell death-inducing p53-target protein 1-like
Molecular function (GO): zinc ion binding
Source: RefSeq, a predicted model, not a curated record
AUGGGUGUUUACGGAAAGGGAAACCCACCUCCGUAUGUCAUACCAGUAGAUGGUGCCAAGGGCUCCAAUGUCAAGGUCUACCAUGUGCACACUCCAUUCACCCCCCCAAGCUCAUCUGUUGGAGGUUCUGGAAUCCAGAUGGAAUCAGCCAGACCUGUUCAGUCAACGGAAGCCAAAAACAAAUUUGUCAGCUAUGAAUCGUAUGAGCUGGGUCGCAAUCCAGGAAUGGCCACCUGCACAAGCUGCCAACAGCAGGUCUUAACCAAUGUCACCCACAAAGUGGGAGUUUACGCCUGGUUGAUGUGCUUACUCUUCAUCCUGUGCGGGUUUGUUUUGUGCUGCUGUCUGAUUCCUUUCUUCAUGAAGUUUUUCAAAGACGUCUAUCACACAUGCCCGAAAUGCAAUAAGAUCCUGCACAUUGAAAAGAAGCAAUGCUGUUAACCCCAUCCUAUCCCUUCCCCAAUUUUGUGUGGCACCUUACACUAUAUGAAGGACUGGAGGACACUUUCAGGCCAAUACAGACGCCAUCUAGUAUAAACUAAAGCUUUGUGAUCUUUGAGAACCUUUUGGUGUUCAUCUUUGCUAUUACAUUAUAUUACAUAAUACAUUAUGAAAUGAAUAUGAAUAGUCUACACAUUGUUUUGAUUGUAUAUCUAUAAUGGACUCUAAGGGAUCAGAGGGCUGAGGAGUUUGUGGAACCAUAAAUUACGUGAUGUAGUUAUCAGUAAUUUGGGCAUCAACUGCACCAUUUAAAACAGUUGUUCUCAACCAAAGGGCCUCAGCAAACUUCAAAUGGACUUCAAGAUGACUUAGAAAUUAUAUAAAUUAACACAAUGCAAUGAUUGAAAAGUAAAAAAAAACUAAAAAGCAAGAUGUUUCUUUUUAAUUUACUCCAACAACUUUUUUUUUUUUUCUUUGUAGAACCACAUAAAGGUUCUUGGUAUUGAUGGUUUCAUGAAGAACCUUUAAGGAACAACCUGUAGAAAUGUUUUAAAAAAUCCUUAUCUUGUAUAUAUUACAAACUCAUGGGAGUCAUUGAAUACUGUUGUGUGCAACGGGAGUCAAAAAGGUUGAGAGCAAACAAUUCAGAACCCACAAGAUCUCUUAAAUAAAACUAUGGAAAUCAUACUUCCAAAAUUCACUUUUUGAAUUACCAUAUUGCUCAAGCUGACUUGUUACUGUUUAGCAAUUUAUCACUUCUGUAAAAAGUCUUUAUCUUUGAUCAUGUUAAAUAUGUCAUAUGUUCAUUUAAAUGGAACGGUCUUAAACAUAAUAAUAUAAAACUGAAA